AUGAGUGCAAUUGUUGACAUUACUAAUACUGAAACACAGACCAACGUAACCGAAACUGUUUCCAAGAAAAUGAAGAUUGCAGAAGAAAGCACUGAUCGCUUGACCGUCAGAUUUGUUAAGCUUAACGAGAAUGCGCAGAUGCCGACUUAUGGAUCUACUUCUGCCGCUGGUGCCGACAUUUACAGCGCUGAGGAUUGUGUUGUUCCAGCGAAAGGAAAACUGUGUGUCUCCACGGGCCUCCAGCUUGAAUUACCCUUCGGAUACUACGGAAGAGUUGCUCCACGCUCUGGUCUCGCUGCGAAAAACUUCAUUGAUGUUGGAGCUGGAGUCGUCGACAGCGAUUACCGCGGAGAGCUUAAAGUUCUUCUUUUCAACUUCAACGACACACCAUUCGAGGUGAAGAAAGGUGACCGCAUUGCUCAGCUUAUUUGUGAGAAGAUCGCCCAUUGCAAUUACGUCGAAGUCAGUGAUCUUGAAAACACUGAAAGGGGCGCUGGAGGUUUCGGAUCGACUGGAAAAUAA
Molecule: messenger RNA, 522 nt
Organism: Caenorhabditis bovis
Lineage: Eukaryota; Metazoa; Nematoda; Chromadorea; Rhabditida; Rhabditidae
Source: the annotation of a GenBank genome assembly